AUGUUGAUGCAAAAGACGAAUGAUUGGAACUGGGCGAUUGCAGAAGCCGAACGGGUGCUGCAGGACAACGACACGGUGGAAAAGAUAAAAGCUGUCUUGCGAAAAGCGCAGAAGAUAAACCCAGGGAAGUGGACCCUUUCAGGGAAGAAAGACGAGUUGAAGCAAAAACUGCGCGAGUUCGUGGAAGAGGCCACCCUGAAGGGCUUGAAAGAGGAUUCCCACAGGGCACAGGUGACAAGCUGGCACCCUGGGCGUGGCGGAGUUGCUUCGCGCGCCAGCCCGCAGCAGGACAGUGGUGCGGAGGACUGGCUUGCCAAGAGCCGCGAGGAGGUGGAGGGCUUCAAGAAGGCCCAGGUGCCCAGUUGGGCAGAGGCUGUGCUGAUUGACGGCGGGCUGGAAGCGGACGGUGACCGCACUGCAGCAGCAGGGCGUCACCGGCAAAUCCCUGCUGGAGCUCACGCUGGAAGAGCUGAUGGCAGCUCCGUACAACAUCCCUGGCGGCCCUGCAAAGCUUCUGGCUGA
Molecule: messenger RNA, 522 nt
Organism: Effrenium voratum
Lineage: Eukaryota; Dinophyceae; Suessiales; Symbiodiniaceae
Source: the annotation of a GenBank genome assembly